AUGUCGCGAAUAACGAUACCUCUCUUGCAUUUUAAUGAUGUAUACCGAGUGCGACAGAAAUCAUCCAACGGGGGCACAUUAGGUGCUGAUCAGUUUGCUGCGUUGAUUCACGCACUUCGCUCAAGGUGGGGCGAACAGGACCAAGCAUGCCAGCGACCCGUGCCGGACAAGCCCUUUGAUUGGAGCAAGCAUGCGAAACGUGACAGAAAUGGACUUGUGCUAUUUUCUGGUGACCUAUUCAAUCCCUCGAUGGAGAGCAGCAUCACACGUGGUGCGCACAUGGUACCUGUUAUCAAUGCCAUGCAGGUCGAUGCAGCCGUGCUGGGAAAUCACGACUGGGACUUUGGAUAUCCACAUUUGCAGCGUUUGCUGAGCAAAACAAACUUUCCUUGGCUGUUUUCCAAUGUCGUCGAUGCUUCUUGGCGGGAAGCGAACAACGAUGAGUCUCAUGACGAUCUCGAUGAGCGUGACGAACAGAUCGAGACGACGCUACCCUACUUUGUCAUGGAUGUCAAAGGUGUCCGUAUCGGAUGCAUUGGAUUGGUUGAGAAAGAAUGGCUCGAUACUGUACCAGGGUUUCCCAAGGAAUUUGAAUACAGAGACAUGGUCCAAGUGGCCCAAAAUCUCUCUCGAGAACUGCGCGAAGGCAAAGAACAGUGUGAGCUCAUUCUUGCUAUCACACAUUGUCGUCUUCCGAAUGAUGUCAAAAUUGCCCGUGCUCUUGGAGCUGUAUCCCAUACUGAUCCUGCGCAGCAUGGUGUCGAUCUCAUUCUAGGCGGUCACGAUCAUGUGUAUUACAUUGGUCGAGGCGCGGAUACCUUUUCAGGCGAUUCUUUUGACCAAAAGAUUCCUGGCUCGGAAGACGAUAACAACUCCUUUAUAAUUAAAAGUGGUACAGAUUUUCAUGACCUGAGUGAGGUCAAGCUCACUCUUUCUGAACCACAUGACAAUGCUGUUCGACGACGCACAAUCGAGCGACUGGAUGUACAUCGACACGUCACUUCUCCCGAACAUGCGUCUCUUCCUGAGUUACAGAAAAUGCUUGAUCAACUGAUGUCGCGUAUUUCCAAGUCUACGGAGCAACCAGUGGCCCUCACGAUGAAUGAAUGGGAUCUGCGUUCUAACAAAGUCCGGACAGACGAGUCAGGCAUCGGCGAUUUAAUCGCUGAUAUCCUGCUUAUUUCUAUGGAGCGUGAAUUGCGGUCUCAGUCUGAAAAAGAAAUGGAUGCCACAGUAUCAGCCGGUGGGCGCAUGGCUGACUGCUGUAUCAUAUGUGGCGGUUCGCUCCGCAGUGACAGCGUAUUUGGACCCGGCGUCAUUACACUGGGCAACCUAAUCGAAAUUAUGCCGUUCGAAGACGCCAUUGUUGUUAAGGAACUUCGCGGGCAAGAUAUUUGGGAUGCUCUGGAGAAUGGAUUUAGUACGUAUCCCAAGCAAGAAGGUCGAUUCCCACAGGUGGCGGGUAUGCAGGUGAUAUGGGACUCGCGUCGUCCACCGGGCAAGCGUGUCGUAAGCGUUCACCUCCUGAAGCAGCCAUUUGAUGGCGCAAAUGAAUGCAGCACGCACUUACGCACAAAAAUUCGCAAUAUGUACAAGUACUCGAAGGACCAAGAAUCAGUCGAUGACGAUAUUGUCAUGGUGCACCGUGAACAGCCGCAAAUCAAGGAGCCUUUGGAUCUAAAUAAAACAUACAAAGUGGUCACGCGCGACUACCUAUCGCAGGGCAACGAUGGCUACGAGGCCCUGACCCGCGGGCGCUAUAUUGUCGACGAUGAACUGGGCCAACUGAUGUCUUCAAUUGUACGCAAGUUUUUGUUAGGUGCUACGUAUAUCUGGCGCUGGAAUCAGCUCCGAACGCGUCGCGAGAGUGCCAGUGAGACGUUGCCAUCCAGUCCCGACACCAGUAUGGACUCGACUGCCUCUCCUGUGCGUCAAUCACGGCGCGCGUCGCUUUUUGAGCAUCUAUUUGACAAGAAUGCGCAUGACCGGUCACACUUGUCUCUCAAGACCGAUUCGGCGGUGCAAAGAGCCUACAAUUUGCGCUUACAGCGCUCCAAAUCCAUGAUGCUGCACGCUGACCACAAUAGCGCGUCGCCUUCUCCCAAACGCCGCAGGUCCAUGUCACCAAAUAUGCUGAGCCGCCUGGCCCAUUAUCCACUUGUCGUGGAUCACACGUCAACUUCCAUUCGUGACGCAUUGUUUGUUGCUACGCAUGAGCAUCACUCCCACUUUGAUACAGCCUCGCGCAUAGACACGAGCGUUGUGCUCGAGCCAGGGUGCAGCCAAGAAGAUUUGGCUGUAGUCAUGGCUCUCAUUGAUGGACGCAUGAAAGAUUUGGCCAGAUGUGAGUCUCAAACAUCGGCAUAA
Malassezia restricta is the source of this 2367-nucleotide messenger RNA. Its product is annotated as 5'-nucleotidase. NCBI's taxonomy places the organism in Eukaryota, Fungi, Basidiomycota, Malasseziomycetes, Malasseziales, Malasseziaceae. Gene Ontology annotation, biological process: nucleotide catabolic process. Gene Ontology annotation, molecular function: hydrolase activity. The transcript is spliced from 2 exons. The coding region runs from base 1 to 2367 and encodes 788 amino acids. The record is from RefSeq and is a predicted model, not a curated record.